UCUCAUUUGAAUUGAAAUAUGAAGUCACUGCAGGUUGCUGCUGUUCUUCUCCUGCUCCUGUUUUCUGGGCAAUCACUAGCACAUACGGUAUCAUUUUAUGUGCACAACAAAUGUCCCUUUCCUAUAUGGCCAGCAACGGCCCCAAACACCGGCCAACCGGUGAUAGCUAACGGAGGAUUCUAUCUUCCUCCGGGCCAGACGCGGCAGUUCGACGUGCCCUGGUCGUGGAACGGACGAAUUUGGGCACGGACGGGUUGCAAGUUCAACACGAAUUGGCAACCGGCUUGUGAAACCGGAGACUGUGAUGGAAGGCUCCAAUGCAAUGGACUAAUAGGAAAACCUCCGGUCACUUUAAUCCAAGUUGCACUUCAAGGUGAUAAAGGCAAGCCGAAUUUCUACGACGUUAGUCUGGUCGACGGCUACAAUCUUCCCGUUUCGGUCGGCACACAACCUUUUUCAACCAAAUGCUCCAUCGGAGGCUGCUUGAAAAACCUGAACAACUGUUGCCCUCAAGAGCUUCAAGUUGUUAACAAAAAUGGGGAAGUUGUUGCUUGCAAAAGUGCUUGCUUGGCGUUCGACUUCGACUCGUUUUGUUGCCGAAACGAAUAUGGGUCACCGGAAAAAUGCAAGCCGAGCUUGUAUUCCAAGAUAUUUAAGGAAGCUUGCCCUUAUUAUUACAGCUAUGCCUUUGAAAUGCCUCCACCAUUGGUGAAUUGUGCCGCAAAAGAAUAUGUGAUAACUUUCUGUCCUUCAGGUUGGGGGACUGAUCAAGCUUCCAUUUAAACAUUUUCUGCAAAUAAUAAACAGUUUCUUACCGUUUAAUUUGUAAACCUUAAUUCACUGUUUUCUUUUGCUAAUAAGAAUUGUUUUCAUUGGUGA
Messenger RNA from Hibiscus syriacus, 879 nucleotides. Its product is annotated as thaumatin-like protein. Gene Ontology annotation, cellular component: extracellular region. Bases 19 to 783 code for a protein of 254 amino acids. The record is from RefSeq and is a predicted model, not a curated record. NCBI's taxonomy places the organism in Eukaryota, Viridiplantae, Streptophyta, Magnoliopsida, Malvales, Malvaceae. Gene Ontology annotation, biological process: defense response. The transcript has 2 exons.